UUAAUGUUGUACAAAUAUGUUGCAGCCUGCCUCUCUUAUUUCAAAGAUAAGAAACUGUAAAAGCCUAGAGGAUGACACAGAUUAUAAACGCAAGAUUGUAAAUGACAGUCACCUCUCUUUGAAUGACGCGGAUGCUCUUCAUUCUUUCUUGAAAGACCGGAGGCAUGGGGCAGACUUAGAACAAGAACUGGAUGAAGGAGUGGACAAAAUGAUGGCUUACAUAUCAGCCCUACAGGCAGAAAUCAAAGAUAGGACUUCUCUCAUAGAGAUGCUGGACCUCAGUGAUGCCUUCUAUGAAAAUCAGCGUGGGGAGGCCAAGAUUGUGUGUAAUGCUUACAGAAAUUUUAGUAAGCGAGUAGAGAACCUCAAAAAGAAGCUAGAUGAGCUGACCAAUGAUCUGCCGAGCCCUGUCCCCUCACCGGAUAUAAACGCACCUUCGCCAUCUCCGGAGUCUGAUAUAGAUCUCCCUGAUGACAACUUGGCUGGAAAGUAUUCGACAGCUAGUUCCUUCAUCGGAACUUUAGUUGUACCAGAGCACAUCCAACUCUCCAAUCAUUCAGAUGACUUAUACACACGGGCCAAGGAUAGUCCACCUCGCAAGAUCUCUUAUAAACCACCGACCCCACCUCGCAGUUACAAACGGAAAUCCUCCCCAAAAUCUUACCAUUCACCUCCCCCCACCACUUACAUCUCCAGUACAACUCCUACUCUAUCAUCAAGUUCCCCUUCAAACUAUUCCUCUUCCUCUCCCUACCAGCCAGUCACCAAGAGCAACUCCUACACUUCCAACACUACCAGUUACUCUAUCCCAUCCGUAGCGUUCUCCCAUAAUGAAGGACUCACCUACCCUCCCACAACUACUUAUUCGGCAACUAAUGAGCCUUACUCGGAUAUGUAUAAUCCAGAGGAUAAUGAACAAAUGGCUUUUAACGAUCCUCCAGAUUCUUACCACAUACCAGGGGCCAACCCACCUCCUCCACCCCCGAUGUCAUAUACUAACCCACCACCAUCAUCUAACACUUAUUCAAGUACUGGAAGGAAUCCUUCUCCUGAAAUCACUUACGAUCUUACCUCCAGUAGCUCACCUGCUUAUCAGUCUUCAACUCCUUACAACUCGAGGAAGUUCCAAUCUUCAAGGUCAUACGAUAACCCACCACCUGUGGUUGCUCCUCCCCCUGACUACUCAGUGCCUCCUCCUCCCGUUAAUGAGUACAACCCUACUCUGAGGCCCUUUUACUCCUCUUCUAACAAUCUGACCAUGCCUCCUCUCCUUGGAGAAGACUGCCCCCCUUCUGCCAUCAACGGGUUGGAUUCUUUCCUCCAAGGAGACUCUGUCAAUGAUGAUUCUCCAAAUGCUCCUCCUCUAUUGGGCUCCGGGUUCAGCAGCUUCAUGGGAAAUAUCAAUUUACCUUUUGAUUUUCAGAAGGGACUAUUCUCUGAGGUGAGCUGUGACGACACUCCUGCCUCCCCUCCUGGAAAUGUCUUGGACGACAGCACUUCGCAGAUUGAAUACUUUUCAGAUUCUAACCAUGAUGUUGAGGGAAAACCAAUAGAGGUGAUCAACAGAACCAAGCAGCCCGAUCUGAGUGAGCUCCUCAAGGUUAUCAGCAUGCAGGGUGUGGCCAAGGGUGGAGUGGAGCUGCCCCCACCAUCUCCCUCAGUCCCACCACCACCUCUCCCACCUACAGUGCUUGAUGACUACCCCAGUGAGCCCGAGGACCAUGACAAGCCGUGGAGUCAACCCCCCUUGCUGCCACCCAAGUUUCCGACGUGGGGACAUGAUGACUGGUCAGACACACCAGCUUCACCCCCACUCUACGAGAAGUCUGGGUUCAGUGAGCCGAUAGAGUUUGAGGAGGGUGACUCUCUGGCAUUGGGUGACACAGAUACUGAUUUGAGAUCGCUGGGACUGCAGGGGGACAUUGACCAUCGUAAUCUCAUCAGCCUGACUUCCUCUCCACGUGAUGAGGCGGUCUGGUCCUCUACCACUGACACAGAUUACAGGAAACUGGUGCUGGCGCCUAAGCGUGGGGCACAAGAUGAUAAUGUAGAGAGUGUGGACAUGGAGAUGAGCUCUGAAGAGGAGACAGAGGCAGAAGUGUUAAAGCCUGCUGUGUCAUUCUCCCUGACCCCACAGAUCAAACCCCUCGCCGAGUCACCGUUGGUAGAGAAAGAGGAGCCGAAAGUGAAAAAAUUGUUGAAUAUAGCAAUAAGCCCCCCACCACGGUUGCCAGAGCCUCCACCACUCCCUAAUGUGAACGACAUAUUUCCUGAACUGGACAGUGGUGGGGAGGCUGACGAAAUUAUGGAUAAGAUCCCUUCCCCUCCAGUACCUCCCCUUCCUCCACCCAUGCCCAUUCCCCCACUCCAGACGGGCCAGGAGGUCCCAGUGAUCAACCCUUCUGGAGGGUAUCACCCUCAGCGUCCCCCAAGAGGUUUCUUCAGCCCCCGCUUCAACAAUCAGAGACAGAGGUACCCUCAGUGGCAAGCUAACCCGAACAAUAACAUGAGGCCGAGACCACCACCUAUGUCAGGCCCCAGGUUCCGACCUGACAACAAUUUCCGAGGGCGUCCCCCAUGGUACCGAGGCAACAACCGACCCCCUCGUUUUGGAGGAUGGUAAGUUGGUCACCUUGUUUCCUUUACACAAAGUUUUAAUGUUGGAUAAAUAUUGUAAAUAAAAGCAGUUUUAUUUUAGUGUAAAUUUUUGAGACUGCCUAGUGUUUAAGUCAAAAUUGUAAAAAAAUCUGUAUAAAGGGUUUAUUAUUGCACUACUAAAAGUUCUUUAUAAAUUUAGAGAAUUAAUUGAGCAACUUUUUAUUGUUUUUCAUUUUAUAUUACUUCAAAAGCGUCAAAACAUUUUUUUAAACAUACAACAAAAUUUAUAGUAAAGAGCAUGCUAUAUUUUAAUUAUAUUAUUAAGUAGAAACAGACUAACCAUUGUGCUACAAGUAUUUUUGUUAAAUUAAUUUUUAACCAAGCAUAUGGUGGUUUAUUUACAAAGUGAUUCAAUAAGGAUUUUACAUUUAAAGUGUAUGCAUAUUGCUUAUAUAACUUGCAAAGUCAGCUAAUAUACACAAUGUUUUUGUAAAAUUGUAAUUCAUGCAACAUUAAUUUUGGUUUUAUGUACUAUUUAGACUUACAUUUUUCCAGUGCUAGAUUUCAUUUUUGCUUUGAUUAAUGUGGUAUUACUUCAGCAAUUACAGUAAAAAUUUAUGAUCCCAUAUCUCAGACAUUAGCUAUGGUUAGCUUAGAUAAAAAUCUUCACUUUCAUUAUUAUUUACCUUGCACAUUGUCAUCUCUUUUCCUUUUCUUUUGGAUAAAAUUCUCAUGCAAGCUUGGAGCCCAUCAAGGCCAAAUAGAAGAAGGUUAAAAUGAGCAUAACGAACUUGCCAACUGUCAAGUAAAUCAGAUAUAUGUAAAUCUUAAACUUUGACAUGACAGUGGGUUUGUGACUGAUUUUGCUCAUAUUUAAUAUAUCUAACUUGCUAUCCUUAUCUAAUAGAGAAAAAGGAAAUUGUCUUCCUUUUAACACAGUUACAACAAUUUAUAACCAACUUUUCCUAAGGAUGCAAAACGGCCUAUUAUGAAAUGCUGUAAAGGUUCAUCAUAACUAACUGUGUCAUAUUUUGUUAUUUGGUUGUAAAUUCUCCCAGUGAAAUGUUCACUUAUCACAAAAAAUUAUUUAUUCCAGAAAUACUAAAAUAUGCCAUGUGUGAAAUUUUAUUCAGAUCUUCCUUCCCUAGAAAUUUCUUGGAUGUAUAUAAAUAGCUGACGUGAUCUGCAUUUGUAUUCUAGAACUAAGUUCAUUGUGCUUGGCUUCAAAUCUUAAGCAGAGAUGAUGAACACCUCUUUUAUUCUUGGAUAACAAGUUGGGAUCAUACAUGAAAAUAUUUUUCAACUAGAAAUAUUUCUAGAUAGCUUAUGAAAAUUAAACAAUUGGUUUAAUGUCUCUAAAUUAAAUGUGUAUUAUUACUGGACUUUAUAGAUUGUUAAUUCUUACCAGAAGUAUAUUAGAAUUUAAAUUUGAUUGGCAAAAGGUGACUCUCAUUGGUUGGUUAGAUUUUUGGUGAUGAGCAAGAUGUUCUUACUGUACCCAUACAUUAAUGCAGUACAUAGUAGGAAAGAACAAUAGCAGCACAAGUAAAGUUGCAACCUAAUACAUUACAAAAGCAACUUUAAGCGUACCAAACCACCGCACAAACAAAUACAGAACUUAGGUAUUUGUUACAUAAAUAUUCAACUUCAAGAAUCUUGAAUGCUUUCGGCACAAACAAUAACCAUAAUGUCUCAAUAACUUUCGUACUAAGAGAAAGUUGUAGGUGUACUGAGAAACUCAUCAACAUAUUUUGUAUAUUUCUAUUAGACUGACACUAAUACCUUGUUAGUAAACACUGAGUUUUUUUAAAUUUUGUUUUAAACCAAUUGUUUCAGUUGUCAAUUGAGAUAAUUAAGUUUACAAGUAAUUACAAUUUCCAAAGUCCUAAUUGAAUCACUUUGUAUGCUUUGACCAAUCCAUGAAUACAUUUGCCACCAUUGUGUAAUCACUCGUAAUAGCAUACAACUAAUUUUGUGGUUACAUCAUAAUUUUUAUUGUAAUUAAAUUAAUUUUUCUACACAUUAUUGCAUAGUAUUGUUAAUUUUGUUGUAAACUGACUGUGAAGUCUGAAAAUAAAUUUUACUUAGUACAAUAUGUAGAUUUUAAUAAAGAACAAGUACAAUCAUUGUUCAGUUCUGAAAUUUUUGUUGAUGUUAACAGUUUUUAUUUUGAGUAACAAAUUACUGCAUUUUUUAGUUUUAUUUUAUUUAUAAAAUACUUCACUUUUAAUAAUUUAUGUUGUACAUUUGAUAAUUUUAAAGUAAUGAAUACCAAAUGAGAAAUCAUCAUUGUUAAUUUGAAUUUAAAUAUAAGAAUGAAAAAUUGUAUGAACAAUGAAAAGCAAGUCAACAUAAAUUGAAAAUGAAUGUAUUUAUUGUUUAACAUUUGUUUUUAUAUCAUAAAAUAAUACUUACUUGGUUUCUGUGAGUGACACUUGUUGAACUUUAAAUGUAGAUCUUGAUUUAAAUUUUAUGUUUUAGCAACUGAUCUUAAUUUAAUAUAUUUAGUAUUGUUUUGCUGAUAAAUAAAAAAAUUAAAUAUUAUUACAAUAUUGCUUCAACAUAAGUUUACAAAAAAAUUUCAGUUACUUAAAUUAAGUGUAUAAAAUCAAGACCAUUUUUAUAUGUAAUUAAUUAUAUUCAUGUGUGUACUCAUAAUUUUAUUUCUUUAUCAUUUUAGUAAAAUUCUUUGAAUUAAAUAGUUUAUUAAAAAUAAUAUCAUUAUAUUUUCCCAUUUAAUACUUAUUGAUUCUUUGUUGUAUUUUUAAGAGUAAUUUUGCAACUAUAUAUAGCAUAAAGAUUAAACCAAUUCUGGUGUUUAGCUUAUUUUCAAUUUUUAUGACUUUUUCAUUGUCAAUUUACAUAGCUCCAAAUGUAAGAAUUAAAUUCAUAAAUAUUUUUAUUGUAAAUUAUUGAAUAAAGAGAAGUAAGAGAUUCGUUAAAUUCAAUACCCUGUAAAAUCAAAAUAAUAAACUAUUUUAAAGAUAUAAUUUUCAUUCUUUAAAAUCAUACUUAGUUUUCAAACACACUUCCUUAUAAGUUAAUGCUGCUCGAAUAUGUAACUCCAACUCAACUCAUGUAAACCAGGCAUCUCACAUGGACACACAUAAAACCAAUACAUACCCUUGUGACUGUUUUAAUUGUACAGUUAACUACUAUAAGUAUUAUUGAUAUAAAGUGUAUCAAAUAUAUUAAGAGUUGCACCUCAGUUAAAAUUUAUUUGUAUGUUAUGUUAAAGUAUCUUUAUAAAUGUUUGUUUUUUUUAAGAGUAUAAAAAUAUGUUUCCAUUUUCUUUUAAGUUGAUUAUAAUUAUUUAGAACUUUGUUUAUUUAUUUAGCUUUGUCAUGUAUUAAUGAUCUCUGUAACAGAUUUUGUUUUUGAAUAUUAACAAAUUGUAAAACAAUUGUCUUUAAACUUAAGACUAAGUUUAGGCUAGUAAUAACAUUCUUUAAUAUAUAUUUUAGAACAUCUGUUUCACUAUUUGCAGUGUCUUGUUUGAAACUCUUGAAAGGUGAUAAGAAUUUUAUAUUUUGACUUAACCAUUGGUGUAUAAUAAAAAGAGUACAUACUGGAAUGCACUAUUAUAUUCUGUGGAUUGUAGAAAAUUAUCUUUGUUGCUUAUCGAUCCUACUCCUGGUUUACAGCUGAUGUGAGUGAUAAUGAUUAGUAGAUUAAUGCUAUAUGAGUAGUGAAUUUCCCACAUUCAAGAAAGCUGAAUAAAUGUCUGUUGGGUUCUACCCACUGUUGUUUUAUUUUAAUGCCACCUUUGAUCUGGCUGUAUACCGGAAUGAGAUGGAUAGGAACAUACUGCAUGAUAGUCAUAUAGCUUGGUUUAGUUUGACGUCUCCAAGAUUUUUCAAAAAAUAUCAAAUAUCUAAAACUUUUAGUGUUUUUUGUAUUUUAAAUGAAAGCUUUUUUAAAGAUGAGUACAGAUAGAAAUUUACAAAAAGAAUUAUUGAAGUAAUAGAACUCAAAAUAUUUAUUUAUAAUUUAUGAAUCAAGUAGUGGCAAAAAACUUGUAUGUUACAAAUGUUCUGUUUAUUCUUAAUACAUGAAGAAAAAUUUACUAUUGUAAGUUUGAAAUAAUAUGCUCUUUAUUAAGUAAUUUUUUGUAAAUAGUUUUGUUGAUCCUAGGCAAUACAAAAAUGUUAACUUUAUUUUGAUAUAGUUUUGAAGUGUGGGAAUUAUGCUUUAUGGUUUUUAAGGAACCAGUAUUAUAAAUAUUUUGUUUUAAGUUUACAGUGUAUUGUAUUUUUCAUUGUUUUUUAGGCUGUAUGUUAGUCUAGCUUUUCAAUAUGUACCUUUCUAACCAAUAUAUCCAAGCUUAAAAUUGAAAAUAGAAAACACAGUACUAUAAUCUUGCAUUUGUUAUAUUUUGCUUGUUUAGCAUCAAUAUUUCAGUAUGUAAAAUGUAAAGUUUUAUUUUUUAGUUCUUAAAUUGUAAAAUGUUUGAUCUGUUUGUUUUGGCACUAUUAAUAGUAAUUGAACAAUUAGUUGUCUUUAAGAAUGAUUCAUGUAACUUUCCUCUACAGUGGUUUAUGUAAAAAAAGAAAUGACUGGGUAGUGUUGUGUUUUAUUAUAAUUACUGUUGAAUGCCUCUACUCCGUUAGAUGGUUUGACAGAAAACUUUUGGUUAUAAUGUGUUCCCGGUGCCACGUUGUGUUUGUCUUAAAUCAAUAAAAUUUUACUAUGUACUA
Messenger RNA from Homalodisca vitripennis (glassy-winged sharpshooter), 7295 nucleotides. RefSeq names its product extensin-2-like. The record is from RefSeq and is a predicted model, not a curated record. The coding region runs from base 17 to 2623 and encodes 868 amino acids. Gene Ontology annotation, cellular component: cytoplasm; actin filament. Gene Ontology annotation, biological process: actin filament polymerization. Gene Ontology annotation, molecular function: actin binding; microtubule binding. The transcript is spliced from 8 exons. Lineage: Eukaryota; Metazoa; Arthropoda; Insecta; Hemiptera; Cicadellidae.